AUGGGCUUCGAUGCAAUCACUAGCGUUGUCGAUGUCGACGCCUGCGUGACGCAGUAUGGCAUCAGGACCAUCUUGCCUGCGGGGCUUUUGAAAGCUUCUGUGCCAGGGAAUAGGCCCGAUACCGCGUCUAAGAAACGCGACUCGUUGCUGCGGAAAUUUAUUGACGCUCUUUCCAGAAUCUUAUCUGUCGGCACCUUGAGUCGAGGGGACCGUCACCCCACCAGAGUUCCACCACCAGACCGCCACCCCACCAGAGCUCCACCACCAGACCGCCACCCCACCAGAGAACCAUUGCUCCACCACCAGACCGUCACCCCACCAGCCCUCCACCACCAGACCGUCACCCCACCAUUGCUCCACCACCAGGCCGUCACCCCACCAGCCCUCCACCACCAGCCAUCCACCACCAGCCCUCCACCACAAGCCCUCCACCACCAGCCCUCCACCACCAGCCCUCCACCACCAGACCGUCACCCCACCAUUGCUCCACCACGAGACCGUCACCCCACCAGUUUGUGGUGCGCUGUCCAGACUCGCGGCCGUGGCAGCUACCAAAGCCAGGACCGACGAAGCGAUCCAUCGCUCGGAUGUACCUCCCUGGGCGCCCAAUUAGCUGGCAUUGAGAGCAAGCGCCUCGCCGGUCGCGUUAGUAAACCAACAGAGCGACGGAGUGGCCUCUGA
Molecule: messenger RNA, 681 nt
Organism: Hyalella azteca
Lineage: Eukaryota; Metazoa; Arthropoda; Malacostraca; Amphipoda; Hyalellidae
Product: serine/arginine repetitive matrix protein 1-like
Exons: 2
Coding region: 1-681 (226 amino acids)
Source: RefSeq, a predicted model, not a curated record